Anopheles stephensi (Asian malaria mosquito) is the source of this 1291-nucleotide messenger RNA. RefSeq lists its product as uncharacterized. The record is from RefSeq and is a predicted model, not a curated record. NCBI's taxonomy places the organism in Eukaryota, Metazoa, Arthropoda, Insecta, Diptera, Culicidae. The transcript has 4 exons. Bases 557 to 1267 code for a protein of 236 amino acids.
GAAAGACGUCAUGCCCGAGUGAGCUAACUUCCUUACAGCGUGAACCACACUGCAUACUACCAGUGCUGUGGUGCAUACCAUACCGUACGUAAGGAUUGCUUGUGCGUUCAUUUACCUCAAUGAACUCCAAAUUUAGCACUUCAAUGACCAAACAUUCCUCCGUACGCUGGGGAACCAACCCCCCAAAGAAAGCUGCGCAAUUGAAUGUAGAGAUCUGCUUUGGGAGGAAACUCACGGUUAUCAAGACGCCACAAUUAUGCUGGCAAAUUGGCUUUUUCAGGGUGUGUUUCCAAAAACAAACAAACCCCGCGUGUCCGUCUUAUCACACAUGCACGCAUAAGGUCACUGAGGUAAGCGUAACUGGUCAAACUGAGGAUCAGCUGCGAUCAGCAGGGUUAUCGAGAAUCCCACUAUCAUUGCCACACAGUUUGGUUCGAACCACAAAUAACUCCACCGGGCACAUCAGAGAUGUAGCCUGUUCUGGGAAUUUCAGUACCGAAAUACCUUCCAAUCCUAUUAGUUUGCAUGCUCCUCAAACCUGUGUCAAGACUCAACGAUGCUUCCGAAAACGCUGGUGAUUUUUGUGGCAGUUGUGACAGCUGUGAACGCUGCUGAAGAUCCCAGCCAAGUGGAUGCUCCGGAUGCGCUGGAUUUCUCGUACGCCCGGCUGUGGCGUUACGCACAGCAACAGUGCAACUUGAAAGGCAUCACACCGACGGCAUUUACAAACUCCUGGCUGGGGGUGCGCCGCUGUCUCAGAAACACGCUGGAUGUGGUGCAGCUGAACGAGGACUCGAUGCGGAUGGAUGUCGGCAAUCAGGAAGAAAUUCUAAGCCGCCACUGUCCGAAUUUGUACGAGGGUAUCAAAUGUUUCAAUCCCUUCAUGGACAUGGUAAAGGGAUGCGUAACCGAGGAGAGCUACGAAAUCUUUCAAGCCUUGCAAAAUUGGUUCACAGACAUUCUGGAGUAUCUGUGCGAAAAUAAUGGCGCCAAUGUUGAGUACGAUAAGCAGAAACAUGACGCCUGUACACGUGAGAUUAACAAGUAUAUCAUUACCUGUGCCGCGGAGAAUUUGGUCGCCACGCCGGAGGUAAAUCGUAAAACGCUCACUGAAGAGAACUGCAGCGCUCUCGCUACAGCGAAGGAUUGUCUGCUGGGGAAGCUGAAGACCUGUGGCGUCUUUGCCAACGGAGCGCGAUUGUUCUACGAAAACUUCAUCCAAAUUACCUCGUGCAAAAAUUACAGCCCCAAAACGGAACGAAAAUAAAUGAGCGCUACCUUCGGCAAUGGA